Messenger RNA from Sphenostylis stenocarpa, 1533 nucleotides. Lineage: Eukaryota; Viridiplantae; Streptophyta; Magnoliopsida; Fabales; Fabaceae. The record is from the annotation of a GenBank genome assembly.
AUGUUCAUCGAAAGUUUUAAGGUUGAGAGCCCUAACGUAAAGUACACAGAAGGUGAGAUUGAAUCUGUGUACAACUAUGAAACCACUGAGCUGGUUCAUGAGAACAAGAACGGCACUUAUCAGUGGGUUGUCAAACCCAAAACCGUAAAAUAUAAAUUUAAAACUAACACUCAUGUCCCUAAAUUGGGGGUAAUGCUGGUGGGAUGGGGUGGAAACAACGGCUCAACCCUCACCGGUGGUGUUAUUGCUAACAGAGAGGGUAUUUCAUGGGCAACGAAGGACAAAAUUCAACGCGCCAAUUACUUUGGGUCCCUCACUCAGGCAUCAGCCAUCAGAGUGGGGUCUUUUCAAGGAGAGGAAAUAUAUGCCCCGUUUAAGAGCAUGCUGCCAAUGGUAAACCCUGAUGAUAUUGUGUUUGGAGGAUGGGAUAUCAGUAACUUAAACUUAGCUGACGCCAUGGCGAGAGCUAAAGUGUUGGACAUCGAUCUACAAAAACAGUUGAGGCCAUACAUGGAAUCCAUGGUUCCACUCCCUGGAAUCUUUGACCCUGAUUUUAUUGCUGCCAAUCAAGGAGACCGUGCCAACAAUGUCAUCAAGGGCACUAAAAAAGAACAAGUUCAACAAAUCAUCAAAGACAUUAAGGAAUUUAAAGAAAAGAGCAAAGUUGACAAAGUGGUUGUCCUUUGGACAGCCAACACAGAGAGGUACAGCAACGUAGUUGUGGGAUUAAACGAUACCGUCGAAAAUCUGUUGGCUUCUUUGGAUAGGAACGAGGCUGAGAUUUCCCCUUCCACUUUGUACGCUAUUGCUUGUGUCAUGGAAAAUGUUCCUUUCAUUAAUGGAAGCCCGCAGAACACCUUUGUCCCAGGACUGAUUGACCUAGCCAUCAGAAGAAACACUCUAAUUGGAGGAGAUGACUUCAAGAGUGGUCAGACCAAGAUGAAAUCUGUGUUGGUGGAUUUCCUUGUUGGGGCAGGCAUCAAGCCAACAUCAAUAGUAAGUUAUAACCAUCUGGGAAACAACGAUGGUAUGAAUCUCUCAGCUCCUCAAACCUUCCGUUCCAAAGAAAUCUCAAAGAGUAACGUUGUUGACGACAUGGUCAAUAGCAACGCCAUCCUCUAUCAACCUGGCGAACAUCCUGACCAUGUUGUUGUUAUUAAGUAUGUGCCUUGCGUCGGGGACAGCAAGAGGGCUAUGGAUGAGUAUACUUCAGAGAUAUUCAUGGGUGGGAAAAACACAAUAGUGUUGCAUAACACCUGUGAGGAUUCACUCUUAGCUGCUCCUAUCAUCUUGGAUUUGGUCCUACUUGCUGAACUUAGCACUAGAAUCCAGUUUAAAGCUGAAGAUGAAGGUAAAUUUCACUCAUUUCAUCCUGUUGCCGCCAUCCUCAGCUACCUGAGCAAGGCCCCUCUUGUUCCACCAGGUACCCCAGUGGUGAAUGCAUUAUCAAAACAGCGUGCUAUGUUGGAAAACAUCAUGAGGGCUUGUAUUGGAUUAGCUCCUGAGAACAACAUGAUCCUGGAGUACAAGUAG